UAUCGUGGUGCACUCAGUUGAACCUUGGACGCCGCCGCGAUAACCGGCGCGCGCUGCUCGUACUUACACAAUACGCCGCCCGAGGGUUAUCGAGACAUUGUAAGUUUUGUAACAGUGUUGUGCAACAUUGAAGCCGGUGAAUCGUGGUGUUUUGGAACUGACCCUCCAGUCGAACAGUGGUGGGUAUGACAAGCUAUUUCAUUGCGAUUACUAAAGGCAACUGCACACAUGAGCACAAAAUAGGCUGUGACGAAAAUGGGCACGCGAAAGAAAGGUGUGCGCUCGCGGCUUGCAGAGGAAAUUUACGCGUACUGCGCGUUUUGGAUCGCGCUCUCUGCAUUACCCGCUUUAGCUAUAUCUUAUGUCGUGGUGAGAGUAAGCAAGCACUUAUGGCUGAAGCUGCUGUCGAGCCGGUACCCUGGCUUGGAGUUCAUCAGAACAGAUACUGUGCGGUCGCUACUCGACACACAUAGGAACCAGGGCAUUAUCAACGUACUACUUUCUAUUAAAGGCACUCCAAACGCUGAAGACAUAAAGCAGCAGCUCAUCGACCACGUGAUCAACAGACGGGACAAGAACGGAGAUGUCAUGUUCCCACGACUGAGGCACCAGCUGGUGUCGUGCUGGGGCAACUACGCGUGGGACGCCAGUCAACCCUUCAAGCCUGAGAACCAUCUGAUCGUAGCCACGGCUGUGUACAGGGGAAGACCUGUGUCUGACAAUAACAUACAGGAUUACGUCAGCGAGAUAGUAUCAAAAUACUUCCCCAGUGAACAGCCACCAUGGCAGUACAUUAUCAUCCCCUGCAUGUCGCCGGAGCCAAAAUACUACGUGUUAGUGCGAGUCCACCAUCUGCUCCUCUCUGGAGAGCGGUCUAUCAACAUCGGCGACUUACUCCUCAUGGAACAACUACCCCAAAGGGAAAGGAUUGAGGAACCCAGCGAGUAUACCCAGCAGAGUCCAUUGGCUAAACUUUUCCCGUCGCCUUCAGCUAUACCCGAGUUGUGGGAAAAAGUCAACGAAAACUUAUCAAACGCGUGGAAUGAGUUCGUCUCGGAAUACGACCCGGUUGAGAGUCCGCGGGCUUUAAAAUCUUUACCAGGGGCAUUUCAUGUAGCCGGUCUGAUAUUGAUAUCGAGUGUGAGCGUGUUGAGGGAACUGACAAAGAAACGCUCGAGCGAAAGACGUGUGAGCUCGGACCCGCCGGUAACCGCUACGACGCUGCUGGCUGCUAUACAGAGAGAAUGCAAGAGGAGGAACUUGACCAUACCAAAGAUAUUGAUCUCACCGCUAGUCACAGCUGACCCUCGCAAAUGGCCGCGCCGUUUAUUUAACGUUGCAUUGACAACCACAAAGUCCAUUAUCAAGCUGCCUCUUCGACUCAGAGACGAGCUGGUUGCACUUAACGAGCUUCGAACCACCGGCCAAGUGAAACAGUUCAAUACAUUAACUUGGCAAUAUGCAGAAAUAGCUCAGCUGUGCGCGCGCGCAGUUAGCGAGGCGUGGCGAGGACUGGUGGAAACUUACAGAGCGCCGUCGAAAUUAUGGGAAGACACGGUUAGGGCGGACGAUGGAAAACGACAUCUGUUGCAGACCGUUUCGUUGUGUGGACGGAAGGUCAUUGCCUGGUCCAGACCCGUGCCCCGUGCGGGCAUCGAACGGGCGGCCCGAGCGCUCGGAGUGUCGUCUACAGACAUAGCUCUCUACGCAGCCACGGACGGGCUUAGGGCAUACUUCGAGCAAGCGCAGCAGGACAAACCAGAGGUUGUUCUGACGACGGCCAGAGCGGCCUCUGAAGACUUUUUGUUCGCAUUCGCAGAAGGCAACGGGAAGAGUUAUAAGAAAUCACAAACGGGUGGUAUGAUCUGCCUAUCCCUACCAAUAGGCGCGACUCCCCGCCGUAUAGCAUCCGUGGUAGAACAGGCCUGCAACCGGCAGACGGCGCUCGCAGGCGCCUGGGCCGCGCAGGCCCGCUGCGGAGCCCUAACCAGGGCGGUGCCUUCGCCCUUCGCGAGACUCACUCUGAACAUGCUGUCGCGAAGAUACGCGGUCUCGUAUGCAGAAAUUAACACGCCGGUGCACGCUUCGCAAAGGACAACGCUUUGGGGACAGACGGUCGAUGCUGUGGUGUAUUGGAGGCCGCCGCAAGCGAAUAUCAGCAUGUCGCUGACAGUAAUCCAGUACGCCGACACCGUCCGCUUGGCCGUCAUGACCGACGCGCGCCUGUCUCCUUCCCACACGGUCCCUGCCCACCGCUGGGCAGUGGCUAUUGACCAGCUCAUCGCGAAGGUAGACCAGGAAAUCGCCAGGAUCGCUGCGCAAGCGCAAGUCCAAACCAUUCCUCUUAUAAUCACGCCGCCAGAACCACAAGAGAUUAAUACUGAACAGGAUGCCCAGUCUGAAGCUUCAACUAGCUCUCUCAGACCGCCUACAGCUGAGGUCGUCAGUCCACCGCCGGUCAGACGACGCAUCGCCAAUAAGUGAAACUAGUUUUAGGUAGUUUAGAUCAUUUUAUAGUGUAAUAAUGCCGAUUCAAUAAAGCUCAUAGCACACAGCAUGAGCCACGAAUCGUUGUAACUUUUUCGUUAUAAAUUAUAAAUAAACGGUUGAAGAAGCGUGGCUCGACUAGAGGUAAUUUAGUAGAGACUUAAAGUAUGUAGUGUGUACCACCACUGUGUACUACAGGCUUUAAGUUGAAUUUUGUGAGAAUAGUAUAGCUAGCUAUGCCACGCCCAAACAACGGGAGUUGGCUAAAAUAAUAUAGUCUUUCAAAUGUGGAUGAUUUUCAGAAUGUGUAUUGAAUUCAUUUGACGUAUAGCAACUUUGUAUAAUAUGAAAUAUCACAGCACUCGUAUAAUCUAAAGUCGUUCUUAUAACCAAAGGUAAACUAUGACAUAAUGUUAAUUAGUUAGGAUUUUAUGCAAUCUUAGUUUUACUUGUGUAAUAUUUUAUAAAUUAUUUCAACGAUUAAAUAUUUUUAUAUUCUA
Molecule: messenger RNA, 2987 nt
Organism: Ostrinia furnacalis (Asian corn borer)
Lineage: Eukaryota; Metazoa; Arthropoda; Insecta; Lepidoptera; Crambidae
Exons: 9
Coding region: 256-2484 (742 amino acids)
Biological process (GO): triglyceride biosynthetic process
Cellular component (GO): plasma membrane
Source: RefSeq, a predicted model, not a curated record